CUGUAUUUGCAUGGCUGCCAAUUUCUGGACUUCGUCUCACUUCAAACAGCUGAUGGACCUGGAAGAGGUGGAUGUGGUGCAACCACUGGAUAAAGAAAGGGGCAUAACUCUUGAAGAUUUCAAGCUCAUCAAGUCCCACAUCGCUAAUUGUAAUCUUUACUACAACACUUUCAAACAGAUGGGUCUUGCCCAUCUUUUAACGCAUUGGUUAUCUUAAGAUGAUCAUGAAAAUCUGAAAGUUUCCCUUUGUUAUGUGUAAGCAUUAUAUUUUCUUUUUCUUUUCUAGGGGUCUUUUUCUUUGUUAUUUUCUGUUUCAGUGUAUGAUUAUGGCGCUUCGAUACAUCAUUCUUGUGAAUUACAAUUGGUGUGACCUGAUAUCGCAAGGUUGGCUCAGAAUGUGAAAGUUCGGCAAAGGGUUGUUGCUACUGCCAUUACAUACAUGAGACGUGUUUAUGCAAGGAGAAGUAUGACCGAAUGCGAUCCUCGUCUGGUUGCUCCAACCUGCUUGUACUUGGCAGCUAAAGUUGAAGAAAGCACAGUGCAGGCAAGACAUCUUGUAUUUUAUAUCAAGAAAUUAUAUUCUGAUGAGAAGUAUCGAUUUGAAGUAAGGGAUAUUCUAGAAAUGGAAAUGAAAAUUUUAGAAGCCUUAAACUAUUAUUUAGUUGUAUUCCAUCCUUAUCAAGCACUGCCGCAGUUACUUCAGGAUGCUGGCAUGAAUGAUGCAAUGCUAGUAACUUGGGCUAUUGUUAAUGAUACUUACAAGAUGGACUUGAUUCUUAUAUAUCCCCCUCACUUGAUUGCAUUAGCCUGCAUAUACAUUGCAAGUGUCCAAAAGAAUAAAGAAAACACGGUGUGGUUUGAAGAGCUUCAAGUUGAUAUGAAUGUGGUGAAAAACAUGGCAAUGGAGAUACUAGAUUUUUACGACGGCCACAAGCUGAUUACGGAUGACAAUGUUAACGCAGCCUUGAACAAGCUAUCCAAAUAAUUACGUGCUUGUAAUAAACUGUUAUCUGGAAGUUUUAAUUUUUUGGCCAACUGGCUUUCCCUGAAGUUACUACUAGCUGCAAGAGUUACAAGUGAUGCAGACAUUGCAAGGUGUUUCAGUGACUGUCUUUUCUCUUUCGAAGAUUGUUGUCUUGAUUAGGACCUCCAUAUGAAGAGGAAGGAAGUUAAGAGCUAAAUAGUGGUGGAUUUGACAAGAUUUCUUACACAAUCAGUGACGAACUGCACUUGCUUGUUUAUUGUUUAUA
Molecule: messenger RNA, 1250 nt
Organism: Sesamum indicum (sesame)
Lineage: Eukaryota; Viridiplantae; Streptophyta; Magnoliopsida; Lamiales; Pedaliaceae
Source: RefSeq, a predicted model, not a curated record